CUGCAACAAGCUGAUUUUCUACUUUGGACUGGCCUAGCUCUGGACUCUGAGCCUUUCAGCCUGCCUGGGACUGAAUGGUCCAGGCAGGCCAAAGGUCCACUCUGCACCUGUCUUCACUGACUCCUCCUCGACGAGAUUAACCAGCUAUCUAGACUCUCCAGGAUCCAGCUUCCGCACUGUGCCUGUCUGAAGCCUAACAGACAUCUGGAAGUCCCGACUCCUGCAGCCAGUCCAGAGGGAUCCAUACUGGGAGCCUUUUAGCUCAAGACAGGAAAAACAAGGAGCACACAGGAUCUUAUGAAGGCACACUAAGCAGGAGCUACGAUGGAGAAUUACAUCACUCAGAUUUCCAGAGAAGACCUGGAUGAUCUCAAAGAUGCCUUCAAUAAAAUUGAUAUCGAUAACAGCGGCUAUGUGAGCGACUUCGAGCUUCAGGAGCUGUUCAGGGAGGCGAGUUUCUCCCUGCCGGGGUACAAAGUGCGAGAGAUCGUUGCGACCUUCCUUGCUGGAGACACCAACAGGGACAUGAAGAUCAGCUUUGAGGAAUUUGUUUCUAUCUAUCAAGAGCUGAAGAGCAAGGAGUUAAGUGAGACAUUUAGGAAAACCAUCACCAGGAAGGAUGGGAUCCGCUCCUUUGGAGGAACUUCACGAAUCUCCAGCGAGGGAACGCAGCAUUCCUAUGCUGAUGAGGAGAAGGUGGCUUUUGUGAACUGGAUGAACAAAGCUUUGGCAAAAGAUCCAGACUGCCAACAUCUGCUGCCCAUGAACCCUGACGAUGGAAGCCUCUUUACCUCUGUCCGGGAUGGCGUCCUGUUAUGCAAAAUGAUCAACCUAUCGCAGCCUGACACGAUUGACGAAAGAGUCAUCAACACAAAGAAACUAACUACCUUCAAAAAGACAGAGAAUCUGGUCCUGGCCUUGAACUCUGCCUCAGCGAUUGGCUGCAUGGUGGUGAACAUAGAUGCCCAUGAUCUGAUGGCUGGGAAACCCCAUCUGGUCCUUGGAUUACUCUGGCAGAUUAUCAGAGCUGGGCUUCUUGCUGAUAUAGAAAUCAGCAGGAACGAAGCUCUUUUCAGACUCCUCCUAACAGAUGACGAACAACUGGAAAGUCUCAUGUCUCUCUCCCCUGAGGAGCUGCUGCUGCGCUGGGUCAACUAUCACCUGCGCAACGCAGGAACAACAACCAUCAACAACUUCAGUGAAGAUAUAAAGGACUCACGGGCUUACUUCUACCUGUUGGACCAGAUUGCCAAACAUGAAGAGGACGACUACAAAAUGAGUGUCAAAAUUGACCUGAGCGGCCUCACUGUGCCUGAUCUGGACAGAAGGGCUGAGCUGAUGCUGCAACAGGCAGCUCGUCUGGACUGCAGACAGUUUGUCUCCCCUCAUGAUGUCACAUCUGGAAACAGCAAACUCAACAUGGCUUUUGUAGCCAACCUGUUCAACAUGCAUCCUGGUCUGCAGAGAGCUCACAUGAACGGCGAGAGUGCUCACAUAGAGGCUGAGACCAAAGAAGAAAAAACAUUCAGGAACUGGAUGAACUCACUAGGUGUUUCUCCUUAUGUCAACUACCUGUACAGUGACCUGAUUGAUGGUUUGAUAAUCCUGCAGCUUUAUGAGAAGGUUAAUGUGCCUGUAAACUGGAAGAGAGUCAACAUGCCUCCCUAUCCUUACCUGGGGAGCAAUAUGAAGAAGUUGGAGAAUUGUAACUAUGCCGUGGAGUUGGGCAAGAAUGUGGCUCACUUCUCUUUGGUCGGCAUCGGAGGAGAAAACAUCAAUGAGGGGAGUGCAAUGCACACGCUGGCUCUGCUCUGGCAGCUGAUGAGGAGAUACACGGUGCGUGUUUUAUCAGAUCUGGGUGAUGGAGAGAAGAUUAAAGAUGAGAUCAUCCUCAACUGGGUCAACACAACCCUGAGCCAGAAACGCAAGGACUCACAGAUCAGCAGCUUCAAGGACCUGAGGAUCAGCACCAGUCUACCAGUGAUCGACCUGAUUGAUGCAAUCGCUCCUGGUACUGUCAAGUGGGACAUGGUGAACAGAGGUGACAGAGGGAUGCUGAAACCAACCGAUAAACUGGAGAAUGCCAAGUAUGCAAUCUCAUUGGCUCGUAAGAUUGGAGCUCGUGUCUACGCACUGCCGGAUGAUUUGGUGGAGGUGAAUCCAAAGAUGGUGCUGACGCUGUUCGCGACCCUGAUGGGCCACAGUCUGAAAAAGGCCAACAGCUAAAAACAAACAUAAAACCAGCUACCAAUAAACAUUUUAUUUUCAUCCACUACUUCCCCAUUUUUCUGGCUUUGUAUUUUCUAACUUUUGACUUUUAAUCAUGCUGUGAUCAUCCCACAGAGAAAACAAUGCUUUAUUCUCUUUUUCAUGAAGACAAUAAGCCUGCCCUAAGUUGAAAUGCAUUGUUUGUUUUGAACAACUUUUACUGCACUUGUGAUUUUACAGAACAAACUCCAUUUGUUCUUUUGUUUAAAGGUAUUUAAUAGGGCAUUGCAUAUAUUCAUAUUUUGACUUGUUGUGCUAUAUGACGAGAGUAGGCUACACAGCAAAAUCAUACAGAGAAGCUCUUAUGAAUGUAAAUGUUUUGCAUUGAAUGUUGCUUUUUAAUUACUAAGAAGAGUCUAUUAAAGUACUGCACAGUCUUUUAUGUGUCUGUGGAUACAUGUUAUUUCAGACCUUUUACAGGUUUUAAUCAUGUGAAUUACAACAUUUUUACUGUAGUAUAUCAUUAAUAUAGACUUAUACA
Messenger RNA from Cheilinus undulatus (humphead wrasse), 2749 nucleotides. It is a transcript of the gene pls1, whose product is annotated as plastin 1 (I isoform). The coding region runs from base 325 to 2226 and encodes 633 amino acids. NCBI's taxonomy places the organism in Eukaryota, Metazoa, Chordata, Actinopteri, Labriformes, Labridae. Gene Ontology annotation, biological process: actin filament bundle assembly; actin filament network formation. The transcript is spliced from 17 exons. The record is from RefSeq and is a predicted model, not a curated record. Gene Ontology annotation, molecular function: calcium ion binding; actin filament binding. Gene Ontology annotation, cellular component: actin filament; cytoplasm; actin filament bundle.